This is a messenger RNA of Sinocyclocheilus rhinocerous, 228 nucleotides long. Its product is annotated as 60S ribosomal protein L7a-like. Gene Ontology annotation, molecular function: RNA binding. Lineage: Eukaryota; Metazoa; Chordata; Actinopteri; Cypriniformes; Cyprinidae. The annotation marks the transcript as partial. Gene Ontology annotation, cellular component: ribonucleoprotein complex. The transcript is spliced from 2 exons. The record is from RefSeq and is a predicted model, not a curated record. Gene Ontology annotation, biological process: ribosome biogenesis.
UGUGUUAACACUUGUUCCUUCUCAGGUGUGAACACAGUAACCACACUAGUGGAGAGCAAGAAGGCACAGCUGGUCGUUAUUUCUCACGAUGUGGAUCCCAUUGAGCUGGUGGUGUUCUUGCCUGCUCUGUGCCGUAAGAUGGGUGUCCCAUACUGCAUCGUAAAGGGCAAAGCCAGACUGGGCAAACUUGUGCACAGAAAGACCUGCACCUCUGUUGCCUUCACACAG